Molecule: messenger RNA, 1337 nt
Organism: Hippocampus comes (tiger tail seahorse)
Lineage: Eukaryota; Metazoa; Chordata; Actinopteri; Syngnathiformes; Syngnathidae
Exons: 2
Coding region: 87-1256 (389 amino acids)
Molecular function (GO): zinc ion binding; nucleic acid binding
Source: RefSeq, a predicted model, not a curated record
GAACUCGGCGAAGAGGUUAGCGUAGCUUAGCUUUUAGCUGCUAACAGUGCUACCUCGUGGUGCUAUCCUAGGCUACCAUAGAAGGUAUGGAGCGGUCAAACCACGGGUCAAGCAGAUGGUCACGUUUGACUUUUAACGGAGAUGAGAAACACUAUGAGCUCUGGGAAACAACAUUUUUGGCCUACUUGCGGCUACAGGGGCUCAAAGAGACUAUUUUGAGCGAAAAUCCGCAGUUUGUUGACGUUGAUGAAGAGGCUAAGGACAAGGAACAGAACGGGAUGGCCUAUGCAGAGCUGAUACAGUUUUUAGAUGACAAAAGUCUAGGCCUGGUCAUGCGCGAAGCUGCAGAUGAUGGGAGAAAAGCCCUGAAGAUGCUUCGAGAGUACUAUGCAGGUAAAGGGAAACCUCGCUUAAUAAACCUGUAUUCUGAACUGACAAGUCUGCAGAUGGGAAGCAAGGAAAGCGUAACAGAUUUUGUGAUUAGGGCAGAGACUAUCAUCACGGCGCUAAGAAAUGCAGAGGAAGUCAUGAGUGAUGAUCUACUCAUAGCAAUGGUGUUGAAAGGACUUCCAGAAUCCUUCAAACCUUUUGCAGUGCAUGUGACACAGAGUGAAGAAAAGUUAAAAUUUGCUGACUUUAAAACAAGACUGCGACCAUAUGAAGACGCCGAAAAACUCUGCGCUCAGGUGUCAGAUAAUGUAAUGAAAGUGAACGUGAAAGAUAACACUCCAAGGGGCGACAACAAAAACAAAAUGGCGGAUAUGGUGUGCUUUAAGUGCGGUGAAAAAGGGCACAAAGCAAGAGGAUGCCAAAGAAGACAGUGGUGCAGUUAUUGCAACAGUUCAACGCACAGAGAUGCAAACUGCAGACGUCGACCGAAGAGUGAACAAGCUAGACAGGCUGCACAGGGAGAGGGCAACAAGUCGUAUGCUUUCUUGACCAAGGACCGGGAAGCGGACAUCGUUCCAAGAUGUCGUGUGAAGAUGAAAGGCCUAAUGGUGGACACGGGUGCUACAUCCCACAUCAUCACAGAUGAGACGAAGUUCAAGAGCUUCGAUGAGACCUUCAAGGCUGACACACACUAUGUUGGCAGAGGUGAUCCUCAUCGACAGCAAAGGACACCACCAUACAGCAACGUUGAGGAAUACACUGUUCAUCCCUUCAUAUCCACAGGACAUUUUCUCUGUCAAGGCUGCGACGGCAAGUGGAGCAACAGUGAUUUUCAACGAAGGAAAGGACAUGGUGAAAAUGAGUGACGGUACAGUAUUCCCCAUCAAUGUGCAGAACAAUCUUUACUACCUAUCUACUGUAUACGAGGGUAUUGACAAGUGCAAAGA